AGAGAGAGACUUGCUCCUGCGCACAGCCCUCAGUGGAUGUUGAACUCGAAGUUAGUUCGGAAUAUUUUAUACAUUUCCCUUCAUUAAGCCGACUGUAAGAAACAGAAGAGCUCGUCGUAGAGAAGAGAGCAGCACAGCACAUACGGGUUUACAGAUAACUCGGAAAAUAUAACCUACUUUUCAUCUUCUGUCUGGGGGUCGACGCAGCCAUGCCAUUUGGCUGUUUAAUUUUCGGAGAGAAGAAGGAUUAUAACAGUCCCAACGAGGUCACUGACAAAUAUGACCUCGGGCAGAUGGUCAGAUCGGAGGAGUUUUGCGAGAUUUUUCGGGCAAAAGAUAAGAACACACAGAAAAUGUACACCUGCAAAAAAUUCCUAAAGAAGGAUGGGAGGAAAGUACGAAAGGCUGCGAAGAAUGAGAUUCUUAUCUUGAAAAUGGUGAAGCAUCAUAACAUCCUCCAGCUGGUCGAUGUCUUUGAGACAAGAAAAGAGUACUUCCUCUUCUUGGAACUAGCCACAGGCAGAGAGGUGUUUGACUGGAUCUUAGACCAGGGCUACUACUCGGAACGUGACACUAGCAAUGUUAUAAGACAAGUGCUUGAGGCUGUGGCUUAUCUUCACUCUCUCCGCAUUGUGCACAGGAACCUGAAGUUGGAAAACCUUGUUUAUUACAAUCGUCUGAAGCACUCUAAAAUCGUCAUUAGUGAUUUUCAUCUGGCCAAACUGGAGAAUGGUCUCAUUAAAGAGCCUUGUGGUACUCCUGAAUACCUUGCUCCAGAGGUAGUCGGCAGACAGCGAUACGGCAGACCAGUGGACUGCUGGGCCAUCGGAGUGGUCAUGUACAUCCUACUGUCAGGAAACCCUCCUUUUUAUGAUGAGGCAGAUGAUGAUGAUGAUGACAGCCAUGACAAAAACAUGUUCCGGAAAAUUCUAUCAGGAGACUAUGAGUUUGACUCACCCUACUGGGAUGAUAUCUCAGACUCUGCUAAAAGCCUAGUUGCAUCUUUAAUGGAAGUGGAUCAAGACCAAAGACUGACUGCCCAGGAGGCAAUCGGCCAUGAGUGGAUAUCUGGUAAUGCUGCUUCGGACAAGAAUAUUAAAGACGGUGUGUGUGCUCAGAUUGAAAAAAAUUUUGCUAAAGCAAAAUGGAAGAAAGCAGUCCGUGUGACCACUUUAAUGAAGAGACUCCGAGCUCCAGAUCAGAGUGACUCUGGAGCUUCGAGUCCAGCACUAGGAGCAUCGGCAGGAUCAGUGAUCUCGAGCAGCACACCUGUUGCCAUGGCUGCAACCCCUGAACCUCCCGGCAGUACCCUUGAGCUUCAGCAAAUUAGAGCAGGAGAGGCUCCGGCACGAUGUAAUGGAGAGAUUCCUGCUCCUCUUCAGCUUAGUGUGGAGACUCGAGAAGAGCAAAAUGGCUAAUGUGGGUGUACACAAAAGCAAACACACUCAUUUUAGAAUGGAAGAUGUAGUGAAAAUCACUGGUCAAGUGUACCUACAGUAACUUGUUGAGAGCCAUUUACUCAUACUAGUUUCAUUUCCUCACCCAUAUCCUUCCACAUUUGUAUGCUUUUAAAUUGUACAAAGCUACUUACAAACUGUUUCGAGUAACACAAAUCGACAAAGGCAUUAAAUUUAAAAUGGAGCAUUAGUUCACGUUAGUUCAUGUCUUAAGUACAGUCUAAAAGUUUUGAGGAACAGUUUGUGAAUAAAAUAAAAGCAAAAUAAAAUUGCAUUUUGCGUCCUGUAUUUAGAUUUAUAAUGUAGUCUAAUGAAGAAAUAAUUAAAAAAACAAAUAAACAUACAAAAUAGGAAGGAAAAUUAAGCAGUUAAUAUGCCUAACUGCAUAACAUUUAUCAAUCAUGAUGUUAGUAUGUUGUUGAAAAAUGGAAUUUCACUUUACAAUUAAUGUAAAACUUGUGUCUGACCUUAAGUUGUGUUUUUUGUUUGAAUGAGAAUUUGCGUAUUUCUAUAUAGCUUUUCUGCCAAUGUUUGAGAGCAAAUCACCUUUUACUGUCGAGUACUCAAAAUCCAAAACCGCUAUAGAAAUAAUACCGGGUUACAGUGACGUGUAGUAAUUACUCUCAUUUAACGAUUAAAUGUCUUUUAUGCGUAAACAUGACAAAUCCUUGAUACUGCGCUGUUAAGUGUCAGCAUUCUGUGCUAAUUCUUGCUGUACAAAUGCCUUUUACUCUGUUCAUCCCAUGUCGAUGCCUUUCUCUGUCUUUGUGGCAAUUGCACUUAUUGGGCACGAUUUUUCAGACUGGAUUUAAAUAAAGAUAUUCAUAAAACAAUUACAAGAACACGUACAAGAAUGUGUUAUUAAUGUGAAAUCCAUGAAAAAAAAAUCAGCAUUAAUACAUUUUUGUAAAUCUGUUAGAAAUUGUUUAAACACAUUUACUAAACGAUAGAUAAAUGACACCCAUUUUAUGUGCCAUAAACCUUCUGUAUGUCUUACUUUAAGCUUUCAAGUUGGUUAGUUAUCUCUCAGAAGAGAUGGUUGCUUAAUAAUAAAAAUAUGUGCAUGUGUCCUUUAUUGAUCUUGAUGUUUUGUAAUGAAGCUAUCCUGUAAACAUAAAUCUUUGUCCUCACAUGUAUUUUAUAUUUUCUUACGAGGUUAAAAUGCCAAAUUCAAUCAAGCUUUUACUAUUAAUUGCUCAAAUUUAAGACAUUUUCCAAAUAGCUAAAGGACAUCAUUGGACUUAUUAGCAGAAUGUUUGCUGGCUAAAAAGCUCGUAAAUACUAGUUCAGUAGUUUACAUCAUCUUUGACAUAAUUGGUGUUUUCACCACCAUUUACACUUGAAUCGAAUAGUCAACACAUUGACUUAAUACCUGGUUUGAUUGAAUUUGACCGUACAUUGUAUGUUUGUUGUGUAGAUGUGAUAGAUGUAUGUACUGCAUUUCCUAAAAAGAAAUGCAUUAUAUAAUAAAUACAAUAGUCAUUGUGUAGUUAUUUUUUUAAAGAAGUCCAUCAGUAGGUUGUUAAUGGAUUCUGUUUAAUGUGCAGUACAAACUGAGCAAUAUCUCUAUUGCUGUGAUACUGUGAAACUGCCAUGCUGGUGAUGUGGAGGACCACUUGCCAUAUCUCAUACAGAUUGUUGACCAAUUUACAUAAUUGUUUCAUGCUCAGUGUUCUAUUUUAGUCAUAUCCUAGGACAUUAUUGUAUUCAACAAUUAAUUUGUUUUAUUUAAUAAAUAUUUUUUUAAAAGCUGCAUAACACUUGCUCACACCAUUUAAAGUAGUCACUAAUUUAAUUUGGUAGUUUACUUUUUAUUUGAUUAUAUAUUAGUUUUACAUGUUUCAGUCUUUGGUGAGUCAACACUCUGUUAAUGUAUCAAGUAGUGCAGUAACGAACACACUUUCAACAACAAACUCAUUCUUAUAAGUAUCAUGUUUGUGUUUGAAUUGCAUCUCUAUUAAUCUAGUAAUAAAGACCUUAC
Clarias gariepinus (North African catfish) is the source of this 3438-nucleotide messenger RNA. RefSeq names its product CaM kinase-like vesicle-associated a (gene camkva). The transcript is spliced from 11 exons. Gene Ontology annotation, biological process: peptidyl-serine phosphorylation. NCBI's taxonomy places the organism in Eukaryota, Metazoa, Chordata, Actinopteri, Siluriformes, Clariidae. Gene Ontology annotation, molecular function: ATP binding; calcium/calmodulin-dependent protein kinase activity; calmodulin binding. The record is from RefSeq and is a predicted model, not a curated record. Bases 210 to 1418 code for a protein of 402 amino acids. Gene Ontology annotation, cellular component: intracellular anatomical structure.